AUGAGGACUUCCACCACUCUGCUCGCAUUGAGCGCCGCUGCGGGCGCUGCUCAGGCCGUCGACAUCUCUAGCGUUGAAUCUUCGGCUCUUGCUUUGCUUUCAUCAAGCUGCCGAAGUGCGUAUCAGAACCUCACUGAUGCCCAAUCGGACAUUGGCAAGUGCUUGAAGACUCAAGCCAUCGGCAGUCUCUUGCAAAGCAAGGGCUCCAUCAUCCCCGGCGUCAACUCCUACCUCAACAACAUUUGCGCCGACGACCCUUGUUCUUCCGACGCUCUUGCCAACGCCACUCAGACUAUCCAGACCGAGUGUGCCAGUGACUUGACCAAUUAUGGGUGGCCCAACGAGACUGUUCAGUACCUCGUUUCCAGCUACCCCUUGGCUCGAGAGGUGUUCUGCUUGAAGACUACCGACCCUAACCAGUUCAACGCUUCGCUCGCCUCCAACGCCACCACCUCUAGCAACUCUACUGCCUCUGGUGUUUCUUCCAGCUCUUCAUCGGCUGCCGGAAACGCGACCGCCCCGGUCUCUUCUGCAUCCACCGCGGUCUCUUCUGCUUCUAGCUCUGCCGAGUCUCUUUCCAGCUCUGUGACCGGCUCUGUCAACUCUGCUGCCGCUUCUGUUGCCCGACGACAGGAGGCUUCCGACAGUGCCACCACUGCUAGCGCUUCUUUGACUGGUGACGACGCUUCCGGCCCUACCCCCACCGCGUCUUCAUCGGCUUCAUCCGUUAGCGAGUCAUCCUCAGCCAGCGACACUGCUUCCGUCACGUCUUCCGCCGCCGCCGGUGUUUCUUCUGCCAACUCCACUACCGCUGGCAACUCGACCUCGGCCGGAAACUCAACUUCCAACUCUACUUCCGAGGACACUGGCUCUUUCUGCGUCAUCUCCGUCUUGGAGGAAGCCUUCUCUUACUUGGGCUACAACUUGAGCGUCUCCGACAUUGCCACCAUUGUCAUUGGCGGUAACGCUUCUGCUGUCCAGACUCUCUUGGCCAUCCCUCCCAGCGCCCUCUGCUCUGACUGCGUCUUUGGCGCUCUUGACUUGGUCGAGACUGAGCUUCCCGACUUUGGUACUUGGGUCACGGUCGACAAUGUUACUUUGAACAGCUACCUCGACACUACUUGCACCGCCACUGGUCUUAACGUUUCUUCCAACGGUACUCUCCCUACCAACGUCACCUCCGGUACCUCCAACUCUUCCUUCGGUCACUCUUUCGUGAACGGUACGGCGACUUACGUCCCCACCUCCACUGCCCCUGCCAUCCCUGCUGCCUCCAUCCUCGGCGCUUCCGGCAACGUGACCGUCGGUAACACCACCUUUGGUUUCGGCAACAACAUCACUGCCAAUGAGACCUUCUCCACCUCUAUCGGUACCAACGGUACUUCUAGCACCGUUGGAGCCGUUGGAUCUGCUGCCGAGUCUGCUACCAGCGCUGCUGGAUCUGCCACCAGUGCGGUUGAGAGCAGGCUUUCUUCUGUGACUGCUGGUUCUUCUAGCGCUGCGGACUCUGCUUCUGCUUCCGAGACUGCCAGCGCUACUGCUGCCGUUCGACGAGGCGACCCUGCGCUCAUCAAGGCCCGAUGGGUUGGUGAGCAGUAA
Molecule: messenger RNA, 1599 nt
Organism: Cryptococcus wingfieldii CBS 7118
Lineage: Eukaryota; Fungi; Basidiomycota; Tremellomycetes; Tremellales; Cryptococcaceae
Exons: 5
Coding region: 1-1599 (532 amino acids)
Source: RefSeq, a predicted model, not a curated record